Hemibagrus wyckioides is the source of this 6660-nucleotide messenger RNA. It is a transcript of the gene kbtbd2, whose product is annotated as kelch repeat and BTB (POZ) domain containing 2. Lineage: Eukaryota; Metazoa; Chordata; Actinopteri; Siluriformes; Bagridae. The transcript is spliced from 4 exons. Gene Ontology annotation, molecular function: protein binding. The record is from RefSeq and is a predicted model, not a curated record. The coding region runs from base 828 to 2783 and encodes 651 amino acids.
CACGGCAGGAACCGACUCGUUUUGCUCGACUCCUUGAGUCACCUCGUUCUAGCUCAAUAUUAUUACUGUUAUUAUUAAUAAUCGUUCUGUUCAUUUAGCUCACUUCAUCGGCAUACUUUCGUCCCGACUCGUGGAAAGUUUACAUUCUGUAACGUAAAUAUAAAUACAAUACAAACAAAACGCAGAAUAUUUCACCGGAUCACGUUAUCGUUUAUGGGGUUACAUCUUUUCUUUUUUUUUCGAACUAAACCGAGUUAGCUACAUUUCUAGCGUUAGCACUUCCUGAAAGAAUAAAAAUAAACAAACCGACUCUGUUUGCGGUUUAGUAAAUCACAGUUUAUAAGCAUGAAUCGUUUAAGGUUACUGUUAUUAGCUGAAACUCGUAUAUAUGCACGGUUUGCCUUUAGCUAGCAUUAGUUUAUUUUUGCAAUUGACAAAAUUGUUUGCUAGCAAACAGCUAGCGCGCUAACUGUUGUGCAUUAGCUGUUAUUGCUAGCUUGUGCGCUCCGAUUGGAUGACAAAACAGUAAAAAUAGAUUUUAUAGAUUGAUGUUUUUGGUUUGAAACGCUAUUUGUUUAAAGGAUUUGGACCGCUUUUGUGGAUCACUGAGACACACCGGCCCUCACACAGCACUGAUGUAGUGGUUGUCUCGCCCCCUACCUCACACACAUUCUGCAAAGAAGACAAAUAGACCAACUUCCCACCUUUUGUUUUUUUUUUUUUUACCUCCCUUUAUUUCCCUGAUCAGUGACUGUUGAAGAAUUUUUCCUCUGGUUAAAAGUUGAAUUGUGAAGUUUUUCUGGGUUUUUGACUGAUGGGACGUGAGGAUGUCGGAGGAAGGGGAAGCCCGCUCAGCGAACUCGCAGUUCGCUGUCUCUGUUCUCGACCAACUGAAAUUGUUCUAUGAGGAAAAGUUACUAACUGACAUUACGUUGCUGGUGGAGGACCAUGAGUUCCACUGCCAUAAAAUCAUUCUGGCUACAUGCAGCUCUUACUUCAGGGCAAUGUUUAUGAGUGGACUGAGUGAAAGCAAACAGUCGCAUGUCCACUUGAGGAAUGUGGAUCCCAUAACACUGCAAACCAUCAUCGCAUAUGCUUACACAGGAAACCUGGAAAUUACACCCAGUACAGUGGAGUUACUGUAUGAAACAGCUUGUUUUUUACAGGUGGAUGGUGUGGUGUGUGCUUGCCGAGAUUUUCUCCUGCGCUCACUCUCUGUGGAGAACUGUGUACGUAUUCUAAGUUUGGCUGAUGCUUUUGGCUGUGCAGAGCUGAAGCGCAGUGCCCAACGUGUGGUGGAAUUGAACUUUCGCCAUGUGUGUCGAGACGAAGCCUUCUUGCAACUCCCUCACACUCUGCUGUUGGAACUUCUGGGCAGUGAUGCACUGGAUGUAGAACGCGAAGAGACCGUGCGACAGGCAGCCGCGCUGUGGCUUGAGCAUGAUGCUGCACACCGAGAGCGUCAUCUGUCGGCUGUUCUUAGCCUUGUGCGUGUUGAUGCCUUGGCUGAGAUCACGCAGCGUGCCUGGUUCCGUGGCUUACCCCAAAAUCACAAGUCAAUCGUCAUACAGGGGCUAUACAAAUCAAUGCCCAAGUUCUUCAAGCCACGAUUGGGCAUGACAAAGGAGGAAAUGCUCAUUUUUGUGGACACCGAUUCAUCAAGCGAUUACAACAAUCAUGAUUUGCAUCACCCUGCUAGUGAAUUUAACAAUCUGCAUUUGCGCCACUCACCUAGCAAUAAUAAUGAUGAUGAUUUACCUUUACAUCACUUGCCUAGCAGUAACGAUGAUUCACAACGCUCGAUUACAUGCUACAGCCCCCAAGCUGAGAAAGUUUACAAGCUAACCAGCCCUCCGGAUGACUUGCGCAGAUUUGGAAUCCUCGUCACACCCGAUAAUGACGUGUUUAUUGCUGGAGGUGAACAGCCAGCCAAAAAUGGCAAAUGGAAGGCAGUCCAAAGUUUCUACUGGUUGGACGCACAGCAGAACGCAUGGGUGGCAAAAGCAGCCAUGCUAAGUGCACGUACACGCCCUACACUCGUCUUCUGUCACGGAUGUGUCUAUGCCAUUGGAGGAGGUGGCUAUGAUGACAUGGGUGGAAGCCAUGAUGUCACAAUGGAAUGUUACGAUCGCAGAAGAGACGAAUGGAGUGCGACAAGCCCAGUGCCGACUCAUAGCUCGUUGAGCCAAAACAAUAUGGCUGCUGUAGCUGCUAACGACCACAUUUAUAUCGUUAUCCAUGAUGCCAUGUUUUGCUACUCGCCUCGUAAUGACGUCUGGACAGAAAUAAUGGCACAGAGAAGAAGAAGCUGUUUAGGUUCCGCUUCCUUUUUCUCAGGCGCUGCCACUGCUGCUGUUCUUGGUGACCUCAUUUUCUAUGUUAGCGGAGGAGGAGACAGUACUAUGGAGAUUUAUGAUACGAGUAGGGAUGAAUGGCGCACAAUUGCUGCGGUGCCUAUUGCUGAUGGUGAUGGUGCAGCUGUAUCAGACGUGUGUGUGCGGGCUGUAGUUCUGCUCGAUACAUUAUGCGCAUUUGUGCGGGAGCGUCAUGGAGGAUAUGCACUCGUACGGUAUGAUUCAACACGAGAGCGGUGGCUCCGUCCACAGCCCAUUCCCCACCGUGCCCUAGGUCGCCUCGGCAAUCGCUUCCGCCUUGCCGUUGCCAAGCUCUAUCCGUCCUGCCUCACUGAGUUGCCGUGGAAACCACCAGCAUGCCCAUUCCCAACUGACGAUGAAGAAGAGUUUAACACGGAUGGAGAAACUCUAGAGUUGCCAGAUUUAUAAAGAAACAGUGGCCAUUUUUAAAUCUGGACAAAAAGAUGAUUGAUGUGCUCUAAAUGGUGGCCAUCUUCAAUCUGAACAGUGGCCAUUUUGAAACGUUUGGAUGUUUACCUUUUAGUAAAGGUUAUCUUCAUAUCGGAGCCUUUGUUUUUGAGGUGACUUUCUGAUUGAAAUGAAAACCUUUAAUGAUGUCCUAAGUAAUCAGCGUGCAUCUGUCUUAGUGAGCAUGUUGGAGGAGAAACACUCACUGGCUGAGACCCGGAAAAGCCAGCCAAGGUGUUUUAGCGAAUAGUGAUCAUCAUUUUAUUAAGUUCUGAGGUGUCCUGUAUUACAAGGAGCGAGUACUCACGGCAUCCAUCUUUUAAUCCAUCCCAUGAUGUUUAACUUAUUUGUGAGGUGAGGAGAAAACAUCUAAGAUGACCCACACAUGUAGCAUAAAACGUAACGUGUUUUGUUUAACAGGUUUGCUGAGGGAUAAAAACUAUGAGAAAGGGGGGAAAAAAAUCCGAGGUAGCAAACGGUCGGACUGUUACUGUGCAGCGAACUAUGUCCAUCUUGAAUCCACAAUGAGGCGAAAAGACUGCGAGGUUCUAAAGAUGGCACCUGACACCUAGACCUGAAACCUCUUUAAGAGGACUACGGUGUUAAGCAGAUGGAGAUCAAGCAGCCAUUUUGGAUUAAAACUAUUAACAUUACACAGGUAGAGGAAAUGUAUAAAUUUCAACGAUUUGGAGACUUUACUGUGGAACUGGCUGUCCUCUGCGAUGGCCCCUCCCCCCACCUGUGAUGUCACCACUGACUGUGUGUGUGAUGAGGCAAUCAAUGGUGUAGAGCCGAGCUCAUCAUCGCUCCACAUGCUGAUUUCUACUGUUCAUUAAUGCAUUAUUACUAUUUCUCUCAAUGGUUAUGUUGAUGCACUUGCUUUUGAAUCUUCCAUAAUAUGGCUGCCGUGUACAGGUGUGUGUGUGUGUGUGUGUGUGUGUGUGUGUGUGUGUGUGUGUGGCUCUUUUUCUUUUUAAAUGAGCAGAGUGUGACUGCAGGUUCGGUCAUGUAAAUUUUUUUUUUUUUUUUUUUAAGAUAAACCGGUCAGCUCUGAUCCUCAUGGUGUGUAUGCAUGUGUGUUUGAAUCUAAUGACCUGAGUGGACUUACAUACUUCGUCUCAUGCUAUCGUAUUUCCAUCAAAUGCUUAUUACCAAAACAUUUUAGUGUGAGGGGGAUUUUAAGAAGUUUACAUUGAAUCAACCAGUAACAAAGUUGUGACAUCACAACUAGCCUUUCUUUUCAUGUCUGUGGCUACAUGUUAAAAUAGCGUAAUUUGUACAAGUGAAUGGUUUAUCAGCAUUAGUGCACACAUUACCUAGAUGCCGCACUAAUGUUAGCCUGCUAUCAAACUUGCUUUGCUGAGUUUACGGCUUCUUCUCCAGCUUGGCCUCAGCAGGAAGACACAGUGACAUGUCAGGCUUUUCUGAUCAUAGUGUACUUGCUGUUUAGAGACGUUUUUUUUUUUUAAACAAUGGGUAAACGUGAUUGCGUGAUCUCACUGCAUGAAAGUACGUGGCCAUGUUUAGUGACCAAAAGUACCAGGUUCUCCAGCAACUGCCUGAAAACUGACCUCUGCCAUUCCCGCAAAGUCAUGUACCCUGGCCUCCUAGCCAUUCUCUAACAUACAAGCUAUCUCUAAGCUAACAUAUGAUGAAGUUACAGUCGGUGCCUAGCUGAUGAGCUGAAAAGCUAGCCGUGAUGUCACUUCAAUUUGAAUUGAAGCCUAGCCCCCUCUACACAUUAGGAGACUUGUCACUUGACCAAUUUGGGAUAUGCUGAGUGUUGGUAGAGUGUUAUAAAGUGUAACAACAUGACAUGUCUCCUGGCUUUGCUGAAGGACGUGUCCUAAACCAGUGAUAUAGCUGAGUAGUGCAUACACUACAGUAAGUUAAUUACAAAAGUUACAGUAGCGGUACUACUGAAUCUACUACAAUUCAAUCUAGUAUCCUGUUUUAGAUGAUGAGCAUUUUCUUACAGUUCCAUUGAUUAACUUUUGAGCAUUACACUUUAAGCAUUGCAUUGAUUAAUCAGGUCAUUUCACCCAGAGUAACCGGGGAAGAGCUUGGUGUCAGAUGUGGGUUUGUUAGCUGAUGCUUGUCCUCAGGCCUCAGGUACUCUAAACGCAUUUCUGUUAUCAAGUAGCUAGUUGGUUGGCCAACAUCCAUAACCAAUAGCAAAGUGUUUUUGUUUAUGUAACACAAGAUGAGAAGCUUUGUUGUGUCUUUUUAGUGGAGGCGUUUUAGCCACUUACACAUUUUCACAAGUGUUUUGACACACCAUUUAACCUUUGUUUACUUGAUACACCAAGUAAAGCAGGAUGCAAUUUGGGAUCCAACUCAAACCUGCCCAAUGGUAGAGCUGUCCCGGAUCAUGUCUUUAGUGAUAUGAAAUGCCACCACAAUGGAGAAGACUACUUGUGCAUCAGAUAUGAGCUAUACUCCAUAUGAAAGUAAUAGCUUUAGAUUAACCAUUGUAUAUUUCUUUGUAAAAUUUAUUACACUCACUACACACCAUGCUGUUUGAGAUAAAAUGUCCAUCACUCAUUUGAGUUCUAUUUCCGAGUUGCUAACAAAAAUGAACGUUGGGAUGUCGGUUUUCCCACUUCAUCAGCAACACAAUUCAGUCUGGAGAAUUACUGUUGAGGAUUUAAUGCAGCAUUGUAUUUUCUUUACUAACUAUAUCUGAUCAGUUCCAUGUCUCAGAAUUGAUCUUUGAACCUUUCUUUGCUAGGAGUUCAGUCUUAUUAUUAUUAUUAUUAUUAUUAUUAUUAUUAUUAUUAAUCAAGCAUUAAUUCUUCUUACUUGUUCAGCACUUCUGCAUGGCCAAGCCAAAAACUAAACAGAUCAUCAUAGUAACCAAAUGGCUAAUCUGUAGCUAGCUGGACGGCCGACUUCGGUAAUCAAAGAACAGUGGAGUUUCAUGGUUGGUUAGCUGCAAACUAGCUUUGCAAAUAGUCUUGUUUUUAGUGGUCAGUUGUUUUAAACAACAGUUUGGGACACAGCCCAUGUCUGAGUCUUCAGGGUAUUCAGAAAUUUAUUUUUCUUUCUUUCUUUUUUUUUUUAAUGCUAAACACCUAAUGAACAUGUUUACUGUAUUUUGUCACAUGAUUCAUUACAAUGCCAAUUUGGUGGUUUGGGGCACAGCCCGGUACAUGACAUCUGGUUUGGGACACUUCCCAAGUCUGAGUCGUCAGACCAAAACACUUUGCUUGCCAAGCACUCAGCUGUCUUCAACUUGACAUUAUAAAGUAUGAGGGCAUGUGGUUUGGGACACAGCCCAUGACUCCAUAACUGUAACAAGUCAUCUUUAGUGUAAUGUGACACCUUGUUUUGAGACGAAGCCCGUGAGGCCCUUUCCAGAAUGUUCUACAGUACAGCAAUUGAUGGAAACACACAUUUCUGUAAGAUAACUGUUACCAUAGUGUCUGUCUGUGAGUGUGUGUGUGUGUGUGUGUUCUGUUUUUGGGGGGUUUUGUUGUCAGAGCCUUUGCCACUAUAACAGAGGGAUUAUGGGUAAUGUGGGGUAUAACUGGUUACACUGAGUGAUGUAGAGUUCAGACAUACACUCAGCCUGUCCCUCAGCACUGUACUGCACACACACCUUUAAUUUAUUAUUAAACACCUCACAAACACCCCGCCUCUGUCUUUAUUCAUCCCUAUAACAUGGCUAGGUGCAAAAGUUUAUGUUCCUCUUCAAUUUCUAAAUGCAGUUUCUUGAUAAAACAGAAUUGUUUGUUAUUUUUUUGUGAUUGCAAACUAAAUGUUUUAUAAUGUUUUUUAAAUAAUGUCUUAAAUCACUAAAUAAAUAAGUGAUGCAGUGCUCACCAGACUCACAGGA